AUGGCAUCUCAGGGCAUCCAAAUCUUGGGCUUUAUGCUUGCCAUGAUAGGCUGGUUUGGAACCAUCAUCACCUGUUGCCUGCCUAUGUGGAUGGUCACAGCCUUUAUCGGAGCAAACAUAGUCACGGCACAAAUCAUCUGGGAGGGUUUGUGGAUGACCUGUGUUGUGCAGAGCACGGGACAGAUGCAGUGUAAGGUCUAUGACUCCAUGCUGGCACUUCCGCAGGACCUCCAGGCUUCACGAGCUAUGGCCAUCAUCUCCAUCAUUGUGGGUGUCUUUGGUUUCCUGAUGGCUGUGGUUGGCGGAAAAUGCACAAAUUGUCUGGAGAACGAAGCAGCUAAAGCCAGAGCGUGCAUUGUCUCCGGGGUAGUUUUCAUCAUUGCUGGAUUUCUUAUAUUAGUGCCUGUGUGCUGGUCUGCACAUUUGCUUAUUAGGGACUUCUACAACCCUUUAUUAAUUUCUGCCCAGCGACGGGAGUUGGGAGCUUGUCUGUAUAUAGGCUGGGGAUCUGGAGGUCUUAUGUUGCUAGGUGGUGGACUUCUCUGCUGGAACUGCCCGUCUGAUGAAAACAGGCCCUACAUAGUAGGCAAAUACGCUCCUGCUAGAUCUGUGACCCCGGCGAUGGAUUAUGUGUGA
Messenger RNA from Triplophysa dalaica, 636 nucleotides. Its product is annotated as claudin-4. Gene Ontology annotation, biological process: cell adhesion; bicellular tight junction assembly. The record is from RefSeq and is a predicted model, not a curated record. NCBI's taxonomy places the organism in Eukaryota, Metazoa, Chordata, Actinopteri, Cypriniformes, Nemacheilidae. The transcript has a single exon. Gene Ontology annotation, cellular component: plasma membrane; bicellular tight junction. Gene Ontology annotation, molecular function: structural molecule activity. The coding region runs from base 1 to 636 and encodes 211 amino acids.